UAAGGAUGAGAAUUUUUAUCGUCCGGAUGAGGAUGAUUCUGCAGCUGGACAGGGCGCUCCACACGCAGCGUCUGUCGCGCCGUCUGGGUCAACUACUGCUCCACCUGGUGUACUAUGUACGUCCAGUAGUUCUUCUACGUGUGAGACGAUUGUGCUGCUUCGGGUCUCUAUGCGUGGCAAUGGAUGGAAUAUCGAAAAAAAGCUGUUUUGGGCAGUGCGCACCGUGGAACGUGAAGACGAUCACAGGCCUUCUACACCUUCUGCUAGGAAAGGGUGGUCUUCUUCUACCAAAGUCUCCUACCGACUUCUAGAGCAAGCCUUUGGUGAAGUGGAUCUUGAGGCUUUUGGCGGUGAAGAUUCGUCUAUUUUUGGAGGUUAAGGCUGCUCAACUACAUAUUAAAGAUUCAUCUUGUUGCUUCACAGGCUUCUACUUGUCUCUGUCUCGUCCGUUUUCUUCUUGGAUUCUGAGACCACUAGUAUGUUGAAAGCAGAAUGUUAGUUAAUGUGAGCGCCGCUAAUUUGGACAAUCACAUAAGCCGAUAGAUGCAGGGCGGAGGUGGCUCCCCUGGUUUCUUUUAGAGGAUGGGUCACAAGAAGUGAUCUUUUUCAAGAUGAGC
Molecule: messenger RNA, 617 nt
Organism: Amoebophrya sp. A25
Lineage: Eukaryota; Dinophyceae; Syndiniales; Amoebophryaceae
Source: the annotation of a GenBank genome assembly